Molecule: messenger RNA, 5860 nt
Organism: Marmota monax (woodchuck)
Lineage: Eukaryota; Metazoa; Chordata; Mammalia; Rodentia; Sciuridae
Gene: Sar1b
Product: secretion associated Ras related GTPase 1B
Exons: 7
Coding region: 175-771 (198 amino acids)
Biological process (GO): membrane organization; vesicle organization; intracellular protein transport
Cellular component (GO): endoplasmic reticulum exit site; COPII vesicle coat
Molecular function (GO): GTPase activity; GTP binding
Source: RefSeq, a predicted model, not a curated record
GGUGCUGCGGCCCUGCGGACCUUAGCUAGUGAGGCACCCUCUGGCCCGGAAGGAGCUGACGUGAGCUGGGGUCCGGCAGCCAUAGCGCUUUGCAAUUCGGCCUCAGAAAGUGUAGGGCCGACUCGGAGGAAGGAAUUACGUUCAUUCCAGUCUCAGACCCUGUAAGAUUUGGAUAUGUCCUUCAUAUUCGAUUGGAUUUACAGUGGGUUCAGCAGUGUACUACAGUUUUUAGGAUUAUAUAAGAAAACCGGUAAAUUGGUAUUUCUUGGACUGGAUAAUGCGGGAAAAACAACAUUGCUACACAUGCUAAAAGAUGACAGACUUGGACAACAUGUCCCAACCUUACAUCCCACUUCAGAAGAAUUAACUAUUGCUGGUAUGACUUUUACAACUUUUGAUCUGGGUGGACAUGUUCAAGCCCGAAGAGUAUGGAAAAACUACCUUCCUGCUAUCAAUGGCAUUGUAUUUCUUGUGGAUUGUGCAGACCAUGAAAGGCUGUUAGAAUCAAAAGAAGAACUUGAUUCACUAAUGACAGAUGAAACCAUUGCUAAUGUGCCUAUACUGAUUCUUGGGAAUAAGAUUGACAGACCUGAAGCUAUCAGUGAAGAGAGGUUACGAGAAAUGUUUGGUUUAUAUGGUCAGACAACAGGAAAGGGCAAUGUAUCGCUGAAAGAACUGAAUGCCCGACCUUUAGAAGUUUUCAUGUGCAGUGUGCUCAAAAGACAAGGUUAUGGAGAAGGAUUCCGCUGGAUGGCACAGUACAUUGAUUAACAUAGACAUCUACCCGCCUCUGCUCCAGGUCUCACAUUCAGGCCUACUCAGAGAUUUGAUCACUCAACAUGCAUAACUUGAAUUCAAUAGACUUUUGUUGGAUUUAAAAUAGAUGUUUUUUAGAUUAUUAAUAUUAUAUCAACUUAAUUUGAGUGAGAAUUGAAAACUGAUUCAAGUAAGUUUGAAUAUCCCAAUGUUUGCUUUCUAAUUCCAUACAAAUAGUUUUUAAAGUUUAUAAUCUGACGUUUACCCCAGCACCAUUUAUAAAGAGCAACUUUGCAGCAGUACAUUUGAAGCACUUUUUAACAUUGUGAAUCUACAAAUAUAAACCAUAUUUAAAAGCUCAUCGUGUUAAAUUUUUUAUGUACUUUUCUGGUACUAGUUUUUAAAUUUUAGAUCAUUUGUCUGCCUCUCGAGUGUACAGUUAAUAAUUAGCUUAUCAAUGAUUGCAUGAUGCCUUACAAUUUUCAAUAAUACUUUUUCUUAUGCAAACGUCAUGCAAUAAAACAAACUCUAAUGUUUGGUAUCCUUGUUGGGCAAAUGUUUCAUUUGAAUGUGUCUUAUUUAACUAAGUAUAUUCUUAAAUUUUAAAAUAUUUAAUAUACAGGAGAGGGUUUUGGGAAAGGAAAUUCCUUUAGAAUAUUUAGAAUAAUGUUUAAGUCCCUAAAGGCUUUUGCAUUUACAAUGUAGCAGUUGUAGUUGGUUGCAUCUGGUACCACAUUUCUCUUGGAAUCAUGUGUAUUUUUAUCAGUAAUGCUGCCAUUUCCAGUGCUGGUGGACUGUAUGUCCCAGUCCCUGUGGGAUCAACCUUCUGAAGAAAAGCACAUCUACAGUAUGCAAGGUUGAGCCUCAGUUUCGUAGGCCUUGUAGUUCCAUCCCAGUUAUCUAAUGCUGAAGCGCUCAAGUUUAACUGGUAUCUAGUUUGGUAACCUGUACUUCGCCAAAAAUAGUGACAGGCACAAGUCUCAUUUAUAGGUACUUCCCAGGGCACGCAACAGGUAGGAUCCUAUGCACAGUUUUGUUGUGUAGACCUGCAUAUCUAAGGACAAAGAAACAGCUUGUUCUGUGAGGAUUUUACUUCUAUCCUAUAGCUCUUCUGCGUUCUUUGGGAUAUUUUUGCUUCCUGGUAGGAAGAAAAUGAAUGUGUUUUUUUUUUUUCUUAAUUGCUGUCAGCUAGCUCUUCCUUUUUAAUCACAAAGGCUCGUUUUUAGAUAUAAAACUUGCUAUGUGAUAGUGUCCACAUCCUCACUGUUAGACUCACUAAUGAAAAUUUAGUUGGUUUUUAAAAGCAUUAUAAUUUCCUAAGAAGUUGAGUUCUUUUUAUAUGUCUGAGAUUCCCAUCAUGAGUAAAAUAAGAUGAAAGGUAAGUGCCCAAAAUGAAUCAUAAGAGUUCUCUUCUAAUUAUAAGCAAGUUUUUAUAGUAUAUUUAACCAGUUCCACUGAGAAGAGAUUGUUGCAAUUCCAUCAAGAAUAAUUUGAAUAUCAACCUUAGUGUUUUCUCUAGCCAUUUCCCCAGGCAAAGUUGGUAUAUUUCUUUCUGUCAUUGAUAAUGUAACCUAUGAAGCAGAUACAGAUUGAGGAAUGUGACUAGAAGGAAUUAGUAAGCCAACAAGAUCAUUUCUUAACACUUGGUUUUAGUAAUUUGGCUAUUCUAUUUCACUUUCAGCUUGUUUCUAAGUGAAAAUGAAAGAAUUUCUUCUCUGCCUAGAGACAUCAGUAGCACUAAGGGAAAAUUAGAAAAUGACAUUGCAGCCUGUUGGUUUAUGUGCCAGAUGGUUUACAGUAUUCGCUCCUAAAAUCCUGACUAUACAGAGCUAAGCCUUAUUAGAAAACAACUGCAUCUUGUUCAUGGGUAUCUGUCUUCACUACCUUCAGGGACAUACCUUUCUGCAUGUAUUUCCUAGAGGAGCUGUUAUAAUACUCUAAUCAUUUUGGCAUCAAUUGGUAAAAAGGAAAAAAAUUAACAGGUUCUUGGUAAAAUAGUUUGUUCGAGAACCUUCAUUCUAGCUCUGACACUGGGAUCAAAGAAACAGGUCACUAAAUGGUGGAUAUUUUCCCAAUAAUGUAAGAGUCUUAUGUCCCGAGGCACUAGAAGUAGAGCUGGCUACAUUUAGCUGCAACCAGCUUUCUUUCCACUCCCAGCCAGAGGAUUUAACCAGCCAGAGCUGAGAACCCCUCCAGAGCACAUUCACUAGGUCAAAGCUCCCCUUCCAGGAAGCAGAUUGAGAGAAACAUAUGUAGAAGGCAACUCUGUAAAUGAAUGUGCCCCUGUGGAGUGUUUCCUAGGCAAAUGUAGGGAAAAGAGGUUAAUUCUGUGCCCCACACUAAAAGCUGUUAAAGUAUAGUUAUUAACACUGUUGUAUACAAGUUAAGACUGGAUUUUAUACAAACAGGCAUCAUGCAAACAACAUUCUAAAAUCUGAAGUCCAAAACUCUACAAUUGUAAGGUCUGAGCCCACUUUUAUAUUCUUAAAGUUGUUUUAAGUCCACAUCUGUUUGAAUGACUGCUAUUUAUUAUACUUUUGGACCAUAAGUGGUUAAGUUGAUAACAUCUAGUUUAUCUUGGUGAAUCUUUUUUUUUUUUUUGGUACUAGGAAUUGAAACCAGGGGCACGCUACCACUGAGCUAUAUCCCCAGCCCUUUUUAUUUACCUUUUUAUUUAUUAUUUUGAGAUAGGAUCUUGCUAAGUUGCUGAGGCUGGCCUCUAACUUGCAAUUCUCCUGCCUCAGCCUCCUAGCAACUCUGCUGGAAUUACAGGCAUGUGUCACCACACCUGGCUUAGUGAAUUUUUAGAAUGGAAAUGACAGCAUUUUAAAUUGGUAACAGAUGUUUUCUAAAAUAUAUGAUUUUUUUUUAUGGUUUUGGGGAUUGAACCCAGGACCUUGUACAUGCUAGACAAGUGCUCUACUAACUGAGCUAUAUGCCCAGCCAUCCUAAAGUAUAUGAAAAAAAUACUGUUCACUAUUGGCUUAGUUGAACCAAUAUCUUUUUGAAUGAGUGCCAAAGAUGUCUGAAUUCAGAUAUUACCUGCAAUAGAUCUAAAUUUUAGUUUUGUUUUCCUGUCUCCAUAUACAGAUUUACUGUGGUUUACAACAUAAAGGCAGAACAUUGUUUUCCACUGGUUCCACUUCUUCAUGAUACUUUCCAGCAUGUAAAAUACUUGUAAACCAUUAAAAUAGGAUGUUAGCUAUGAUGAUAGUGUUUCUUGUCUUCUGGAAAAUGAUUUUAUUAAUCACAUUUAAAACCCAUCACUGGGCUAGGGAUCUAGACUACUAGAUCAGUGGUAAAGCACUUGCCUAACAGGCAUGAGGCCCAGUACCACAAAGAAAAAAGAAAAAGAAAAAAAUAUUUUCAAAAAUUUCAUCAUUAAAAACAAUGUACUUCUAGUUAUCAUUUCAGGGAAAAGUUUACAUUUCUGAAACUCUUUAUUUGGUAUGUGACUCAUUGUGGUAUUUUGAUCUUGUUAAUCACUUACAUGACCGAAAUUCACAAGGACUUUUUUUUAUUUUUAUUUUUAUUAUUUAUUUUUUGCAGUACUGGAGAUUUAGCCCAGGGCUUAAUGCAUGCUUAGCAAGCACUCUACCACUGAGCUACACCCCAAGCCCCACAAGGAUUUAUUGCCAAGUAAAAUUUGACCAGAAUACAUGAAAACGGCUUAUAUUUUCUUAAAAAUUUCCUAGUUAUCUUAUUUAGAAUGUACUAUUUGGGUCAUUUUUAGACAUAUUUGGUGAUAUUUCACAAAUAAAAAACAAACCUCGAGUAUUCAAAAAAAUCUUACAUAUUUUGACAUAAAGGUUUAUGAAAAAACUAGACAGUAAAUAUAAAUUCCUUAAUGCAAAAUUAAUGAGUAAUAAAAACUUAUUAAAAAAACAGGUUCUGCUAUAAAUACAAGAGUUCAAAAAAAAACGGUAUGCUCUAAUUAAGGACUGAAUUAUCAAAACUGCAUGAUAAUACUUCUACUCAUUUCCAUUAUUGUUGUUCUUUUGAAGUUCAAGUUGGUGCUUUUUAACAGCAACAACAACAACAAAAAAGCUCUUGGAAUAUGUUACCGUGCCUCUGUGUAUAAAGUGAAUGGGAUUUUUGUUAAAACCACCUUUCCACUCCUGAGCCCUGUAACCAUCCCUUUCAUAUACCAACCCCCACCACCCACAUGCACACACUUGAAUUUAAAAGAUCCCUAAGUAGGAAGGAAAUCCACAGUCUAUUUUAGAUGAAGUUCUGAACCAAUGGAUUUUUGUUCUCAUAAUUUAGAACACUAAAUAGCUAAUAUAUUCAAUGCCAUUGAUUGAUUUUUCAGGACUUUUUCCUCUUUAAAAUAGAAUCCAAAGUCAUCAGAGGAAAGUAAGCAAGGUCAUCCAAAGCAAACUUUCGUUUCAGGUGUGUCCCUAUCCCAAACAGAUCUUAGGACAGAAAUGGAAAAGUGAUUUCAUGCUGAAUUAUUUUUGGAAAAAUUGCACUGGAGUGCAUGGAUUCUUAAGCAUGCAUUUUAAAUGGGGAAUUAGAUUUAAUUUGGGGGGUUAAAAGAGGGUGACAAUUCUAUAGUUUUGACAGAAAGGGUUUUUUGUUUGUUUGUUUGUUUGUUUUCCAGAAUUGUCAUUAUCAAGUAUAAAGAUUCAUGUCAGAAUGGCCAACUUCACAUGAGUGUCUGUAUUCCCUGGUGCUGCUCCUAACCUGAACUCAUAAUCAGUUGCCAUACUAAAGCAAGAGCACUCAGGUGAAUGUGGUCAAGUUACUUUAAAAUUCAUAAAAAGUAUUUGGCUGAAUGCAAAAUAUGUUGAGGUGGUAAGUCGGUGAUCAAUUGUUUAUCACUAACUUUGUUUGCACUUUCACAGAACACUGCUUGCACUAGGAUCUUAGUGUGAAUUAUAACAAUUGUUUUACAGUAUAUACAGAUUGUUAAGCAUAAUUUAUAUGAAGAUGUUUCUGUUUACUUUUGUGUAUUUUACAAAGAACAACUAUAAUAGAUGGUUAAAUGUUUUUGAAUUGUGUUUGUAUGUUAUUUUGAUUUUGUUCUGUUAUCUUUUCACUUCCUAUGAAUUUGAGUGUGUCAGGAAUAGAGAAAUAAAAUGCUAACCUGGUUGUCAAAUAA